AUGGCUGAAGAGAAGCACCACCAUCACCACCACCACCAUAGGGACCAGGAGAAACCGGUCGAGGCAGUUUACUCCGAGACUGCCUACGGCUCUGAUGGCGCUGGUGGUUACUAUAAAGAGACCGACGCUGUUGGUAUCUAUGGAAAACCGAAUGAAGAUUAUGUUGAGUACGAGAAAGAAAAGAAGGAACAUAAGCAUAAGGAACACCUUGGCGAGAUGGGCGCCACCGCUGCUGGUGCCUUUGCCUUGUAUGAGAAGCACAAGGCAAAGAAAGACCCCGAGCAUGCCCACAGGCACAAGAUUGAAGAAGAAAUAGCAGCAACAGUAGGGGUUGGAGCCGGUGGAUAUGUAUUCCACGAGCAUCACGAGAAGAAGGAAACCAAGAAAGAAGAAGAAAGGGCAGAGGGAAAGAAACAUCACCACCUCUUUUAA
This is a messenger RNA of Fraxinus pennsylvanica, 432 nucleotides long. Lineage: Eukaryota; Viridiplantae; Streptophyta; Magnoliopsida; Lamiales; Oleaceae. The record is from the annotation of a GenBank genome assembly.